GCUCCCGGGGCGUCGCCCCGCGUGCGCCCGAGUUGCGGGGGCCGUCCAGGCGCCGGAAGUGACUCUGGCGAGUUUGCCUUCAAAUUCUUGCUUAGCCUGAGUUUCUCAGGGGGCUGGUGACGGUUGGCUUCAGCACUGCAAGGCUGGUGAGCAUAGAACAGGGUGGUUGGGGCUCUGCAGGACCCUCCUUCCUCGCCCGGAUUUCUGCUCCACCCUGCUCCUCCACCUGGCGGUGGGCGGUUUCCGAGGAGCCACGGCCUCCACAGGUUUUUGGUGCUCUUUUCAUAAAAAAGAACUUUCUUCUGCUUCUUGAGUAUCAUAUGAUGAUUAUAAGGUAAAUGAUUAAAAUCUAAAAGAAAAGAAGAAAGACUGAAUAUCUGCUGUGCGCCAGGCAUGGUUCUGGGUGCUAAAGAUUUAUCACUUACAGUUUAGCAUGAGUCUUCUUAUGAUUAAUGAGAAUGUAAAAUUGGCUCGUGAAUAUGCGUUGCUGGGAAACUACGACUCCGCGAUGGUCUAUUAUCAGGGAGUCCUUGACCAAAUGAACAAGUAUCUGUACUCCGUGAAAGAUACGUACCUCCAGCAGAAAUGGCAACAGGUUUGGCAGGAAAUAAAUGUGGAAGCAAAACAUGUUAAAGAUAUCAUGAAAACACUAGAGAGCUUUAAAUUAGACAGCACUCCACUGAAAGCUGCACAGCAUGAGCUUCCAGCUUCUGAGGGAGAAGUCUGGUCCUUGCCUGUACCUGUCGAACGAAGACCCUCACCAGGUCCUAGAAAACGCCAGUCUUCUCAAAACAGCGACCCUAAGCCACACAGUAACCGUCCCAGUACAGCCGUCAGAGUUCACCGGCCAUCGGCACACAACCUUCACAAUGACAGAGGGAAAGCUGUUCGAUGUCGGGAAAAGAAAGAGCAGAAUAAAGGAAGAGAGGAAAAGAACAAAUCACCUGCCGCAGUUACAGAACCAGAGACAAAUAAAUUUGAUAGUACUGGAUAUGAUAAGGACUUAGUAGAAGCUUUGGAAAGAGAUAUAAUUUCUCAGAAUCCUAAUGUUCGAUGGGAUGAUAUUGCUGAUUUGGUAGAAGCUAAAAAGUUGCUUAAGGAAGCAGUGGUGUUACCAAUGUGGAUGCCAGAAUUCUUUAAGGGCAUUAGGAGACCGUGGAAAGGAGUGUUGAUGGUUGGCCCACCUGGCACGGGCAAGACUCUCCUUGCUAAAGCAGUAGCUACAGAAUGCAAGACGACAUUCUUCAACGUCUCUUCAUCAACGCUGACUUCUAAGUACAGAGGAGAGUCCGAGAAGCUUGUUCGUCUUCUGUUCGAAAUGGCUCGAUUUUAUUCUCCAGCCACCAUCUUUAUCGAUGAGAUUGAUUCCAUCUGUAGCCGCAGAGGGACUUCUGAAGAGCAUGAGGCAAGCAGGAGGGUGAAAGCUGAGCUGCUGGUGCAGAUGGAUGGCGUUGGAGGUGCUUCUGAAAAUGAUGACCCUUCCAAAAUGGUUAUGGUUCUGGCAGCUACUAAUUUUCCCUGGGAUAUUGAUGAGGCUUUAAGACGACGUCUUGAAAAAAGAAUCUAUAUUCCAUUACCAUCAGCAAAAGGCAGGGAGGAGCUAUUACGAAUAAGUCUACGUGAGCUGGAAUUGGCGGAUGAUGUUGACCUUGCGAGUAUAGCAGAAAACAUGGAAGGUUAUUCAGGUGCAGACAUUACCAACGUGUGCAGGGAUGCAUCUUUGAUGGCAAUGAGAAGGCGUAUCGAAGGUUUGACCCCAGAAGAAAUCCGAAAUCUUUCAAGAGAAGAAAUGCACAUGCCUACUACUAUGGAGGAUUUUGAAAUGGCUCUAAAAAAGGUUUCUAAGUCUGUGUCUGCUGCAGACAUUGAAAGAUAUGAAAAGUGGAUAUUAGAGUUUGGAUCAUGCUAAUUCUCACAACUGUGAGAUGCCUGCCUUAAGUAUUUGAAUAAUAAUUAAAUGUAGCAUUUCAUUGCACUGAGUGCUAUAUUUUUUUAAACUUUCAUAAUGGUAAGAUUUUAAAAAGUAUGAUUCUUAUUAAAGGCAUUUUUUAAAGCUG
Artibeus jamaicensis (Jamaican fruit-eating bat) is the source of this 2057-nucleotide messenger RNA. RefSeq names its product katanin catalytic subunit A1 (gene KATNA1). Gene Ontology annotation, cellular component: microtubule cytoskeleton. The transcript is spliced from 13 exons. Gene Ontology annotation, molecular function: microtubule binding; ATP hydrolysis activity; ATP binding. Gene Ontology annotation, biological process: microtubule severing. Lineage: Eukaryota; Metazoa; Chordata; Mammalia; Chiroptera; Phyllostomidae. The coding region runs from base 434 to 1909 and encodes 491 amino acids. The record is from RefSeq and is a predicted model, not a curated record.